CAAAAACUGCACUUCAAUUGAAAAUUAGUUUGUGACCGCAACGCGACAAUUCACGUUGUCUCGAUUAAGUGUCUAAAAUUUGGUGAUUUUGGCAGACCUAAAAAAAUUUGGCUGUUACAUUAAUUAUAAAAAUUUAAAAUGGGUGUACCUGCAGGAAACGCUGAAAAUGGAAAGAAAAUUUUUGUACAACGAUGUGCCCAGUGCCACACUGUUGAAGCUGGUGGCAAACACAAAGUAGGACCGAAUCUACAUGGAUUCUUUGGCCGAAAAACUGGCCAGGCUGCAGGAUUCUCAUACUCCGAUGCCAAUAAAGCUAAGGGCAUUACAUGGAAUGACGACACUCUCUUUGAAUAUCUUGAGAAUCCCAAGAAAUACAUCCCUGGAACCAAGAUGGUGUUUGCUGGACUCAAGAAGGCAAAUGAGCGUGCUGACCUUAUUGCCUAUCUCAAAUCUGCUACCAAGUAAUUUUAAAGUAAUAGAAAAUUCCAUAAGAAGCAUUUUCCAUAACAUUUCUGGGAUUUACUUCUUAUUUAGCCCAAUCAGUAUGAUCAGUUAUGUAUUCAGCAAUGUUACAAUUGCACUAUAAUAUUAAAGUAUUUGUUAGUUCCAAAUCACAACACAAUCAUUUGCAGUUGUUGUUUGUGAAUACAUAUGUACCUGGUACAUAAUGUAUUGUGUGAUGUAAUUUAUACUCUCUUGACAAUGCUGUGAGUGAUUAAAUGUUAAAUUAUUAAUAGAUCUUGUAAGUUUUGUGAUAGUCUUUUCACAAAAAAAUUGUCAUUAGCAAUAAAUUUCAUUAAUUUAUUCUAGGUCCUACAAUGUUACCAACUUUAAAUUAUUAAAUUGUAAAAUAACACUAAUAAAGACAAGUUCUUUAGAACAAAUAAAAG
This is a messenger RNA of Bombyx mandarina (wild silkworm), 890 nucleotides long. Its product is annotated as cytochrome c. The record is from RefSeq and is a predicted model, not a curated record. Gene Ontology annotation, molecular function: heme binding; electron transfer activity. NCBI's taxonomy places the organism in Eukaryota, Metazoa, Arthropoda, Insecta, Lepidoptera, Bombycidae.